AGGAGUCUACGAGAUCUACGUGAGGUACAAAGGAGACCGUUUGUUUUUCCUCACCAUUGGCGAUCGUAUAUUUAUAGAUCGAUAGAAUCUUUAGCGUUAGACGCCAACUGGCAUCGCUGGUGUUACAGAAAGAGACGUCUCUCACCAAUAGACGUGGCCGCUGGCGCCUAUUUCCGUCCUGUGUUGUUGAUUUCGAUUCUUGGGGGAGGUGAGACCUUUUUUUCUGUUUCCUCACUGUCUGCUGCAGCCUGAACUGCGCGCGUGUACACACACACACACACACAUCACCACAUUUUUUUAAUAAUACAUCUUUGUUAUUUUCCUCUCUGUUCCUCCGUCGACGAUGCCGCGUGAAAUCAUCACCAUUCAAGCUGGGCAGUGCGGCAACCAAGUUGGCAGCGAGUUCUGGCGGCAGCUGUGUCUUGAACACGGCAUCCGGCUGGAUGGCGUGGUGGAGCCCUAUGCCAUCGGCGGCGAGGACCGCAAGGACGUCUUCUUCUACCAAGCCGACGACGACCACUACGUGCCGCGUGCGCUGCUCGUCGAUUUGGAGCCGCGCGUCAUUCACGCGGUGCAGCGUGGCUCGAUGCAGAAGCUCUUCAACACGGAGAACAUCUUCAUUCACAAGGAGGGCGGUGGUGCCGGCAACAACUGGUCGCACGGCUACGAGCUUGGGGAUCAGGUGCAGGAGACCCUCUUCGACAUGAUCGAGCGCGAGGCGGAGAACAGCGACAGCUUGGAAGGCUUCGUCCUCACGCACUCCAUCGCGGGAGGCACCGGAAGCGGGAUGGGCAGCUACGUGCUCGAAAACCUGAACGACAAGUUUCCGAAGAAGCUGAUUCAGACCUAUAGCGUGUUUCCAAACCAGUCGCGGGGCGGGGAGAGCGAUGUAAUUGUGCAGCCGUACAACAGCCUCCUCGCGAUGAAGCGGCUGACGCUGCACGCGGACUGCGUCGUGGUGUUAGACAACACGGCACUGAAUCGCAUCGUUACCGACAAUCUUCACAUCGCCUCCCCCACCGUAGAGCAAAUGAACGGUCUUGUCAGCACCGUCAUGGCUGCCUCCACCGCCACCCUGCGGUACCCCGGCUACAUGAACAACGACCUCAUGAGCAUGCUUGCCUCUCUCAUCCCCACGCCGCGCUGCCACUUCGUGUGCACCGGCUACACCCCCACCACGCUCGACACCUCCAACAUUCAAUCCGCCGUUCGCAAGACCUCGGUGCACGACGUGAUGCGCCGCCUGCUCAUGCCGAAGAACAUGAUGGUGUCCACCUCCAUGAAGAGCGGGUGCUACAUCUCCUUGCUGAACCUGAUCCAAGGCGACGUCGACCCCGCGCAGGUGCACCGCUCGCUGGAGCGCAUUCGCGAGCGCUCCCCGACCUUCAUCCCGUGGGGGCCGGCCUCCAUCCAGGUCAUUUUAUCGAAGAAGUCGCCGUACGUGGACACGCGUCAUCGCGUGAGUGGGCUCGUGAUGGCGAACCACACGAGCAUCCACACCCUCUUCCACCGCACGCUGAAGCAGUUCGACAUGCUCUUCGGCCGCGGCGUCUUCCUCGACCAGUACCGCAAGUACGGCCCGACAAAGGAUAACCUGGACGAGUUCACCGACGCGCGCGAGGUGGUGGAGAGCCUCGUGGCGGAGUACAAGGCGUGUGAGAGCUCCGAUUACAUCCGCAACUUCUAA
Leptomonas pyrrhocoris is the source of this 1687-nucleotide messenger RNA. RefSeq names its product gamma-tubulin. The record is from RefSeq and is a predicted model, not a curated record. Gene Ontology annotation, cellular component: microtubule; spindle; gamma-tubulin complex. Gene Ontology annotation, biological process: mitotic sister chromatid segregation; mitotic cell cycle; mitotic spindle organization. The coding region runs from base 344 to 1687 and encodes 447 amino acids. Lineage: Eukaryota; Euglenozoa; Kinetoplastea; Trypanosomatida; Trypanosomatidae. The transcript has a single exon. Gene Ontology annotation, molecular function: GTP binding; structural constituent of cytoskeleton.